This is a messenger RNA of Monoraphidium neglectum, 1008 nucleotides long. Its product is annotated as ribonucleoside-diphosphate reductasesubunit M2. The transcript is spliced from 9 exons. Lineage: Eukaryota; Viridiplantae; Chlorophyta; Chlorophyceae; Sphaeropleales; Selenastraceae. The coding region runs from base 1 to 1008 and encodes 335 amino acids. Gene Ontology annotation, biological process: deoxyribonucleotide biosynthetic process. Gene Ontology annotation, molecular function: oxidoreductase activity. The record is from RefSeq and is a predicted model, not a curated record.
AUGGCCAGUAUUGCGACGAAGCAGGCGACGCCGCGGCUCCCCGAGCCGCUGCUGGAUGAGAACCCCGAUCGCUACUGCAUGUUCCCCCUCAAGUACCAGACCAUCUGGGAGUUCUAUAAGAAGGCAGAGGCGUCCUUCUGGACGGCCGAGGAAGUCGACCUCGGGGACGACAUGCGCCACUGGACGAGCCUCAACGACGGCGAGCGCCACUUCAUCCUGCAUGUGCUGGCGUUCUUCGCCGCCUCCGACGGCAUCGUCUUGGAAAACCUGGGGGCGCGGUUUCUGAAGGAGGUGCAGGCCCCAGAGGCGCGCGCCUUUUACGGGUUCCAAAUCGCCAUUGAGAACAUCCACAGCGAGAUGUACAGCCUGAUGCUCGACGCCUACAUCAAGGACCCCGUGGAGAAAGACCGCCUAUUCCACGCCAUCAGCACCGUGCCGGUGGUUAAGAAGAAGGCCGACUGGGCGAUCAAGUGGAUCAAGGGCUCUGAGAGCUUCGCCGAGCGGCUGGUGGCCUACGCCGCAGUCGAGGGCAUCUUCUUCAGCGGCAGCUUCUGCGCCAUCUUUUGGCUCAAGAAGCGCGGCCUCAUGCCGGGCCUCACCUUUUCCAACGAGCUCAUCAGCCGUGACGAGGGCCUGCACACCGACUUUGGCUGCCUGCUCUACAGCAUGCUGAACAACAAGAUCCCCAAGGAGCGGGUGUUGGAGAUCAUCACAGAGGCUGUGGCGAUUGAGAGGGAGUUUGUCAUCGACGCCAUUCCGGUGGACCUGAUUGGCAUGAAUGGGCCGCUCAUGGCGCAGUACAUUGAGUACGUGGCCGACCGCCUGCUUGUGGCGCUGGGGUGCGAGAAGCACUACAAAGUGCACAACCCCUUUGACUGGAUGGAGCUGAUCAGCCUGCCCGGGAAGACCAACUUCUUUGAGAAGAGGGUGGGUGAGUACCAGAAGGUGGGCCCAAUGGCUGGACUGGAGGGGAAGCUGCACACCUUCGCCCUUGACGAAGACUUCUGA